ACUCAAUUGUCACAGCCAGAAAGUCGUCCAUAAUGCACCCUUUCUCCAAGCCACUUUCUCUCAUUGCAUCCAGACUCCGCCCCUGUUCCCAUCAGGUUGGUACUCCACUGGGUUCUGGUCGAAAGAUGCUACAAACCAAGUCAAUGCGAAGUUUCAGUGGGGGGGAGAAAAUUCGGCAGUACCAGGGAGAUACCCAUGAUCAGCAAGGUCGCUCAAAGGAGGACUCUGAUGUCCAAGAUAAAAUGACCUAUAUUCAAUAUCUUGGUUCUUACGCAAACCUUGUUCAGCGCUACCAGGACCAGCUUAUCAAUCAAGACAAUCAGGGCGGCCAGCAGAAGGAUCCACCUGAAAGCCCUAUUGUAUGUCCGACCUCCUUGAUAUCUGGCAUGGAUCUAACCUCUACAUAGACCGGUGAUUGUGCUAGGAGUGCUUCGAGGACGAAGAUUAGCAGAAUAAUUAACAUCCGCGGGGCCAUAGGUAUACAACCCCGAUUCUUACAUAUUGACUCAGCACUAACCUUCCAGUUUAGAACGCACUGUCCGGCAUGCUGUCUGUAUUAAAAAGCUUAAAGAAUAUCGGGGGAUGCAGUGCGGCCUUAGCGAGCUAGCUCACAAGCCCGAAUUUAUCCGACUUCUGCAAGCAGAAGCAAAAGCCCGUAAGCUUAAGCCCGAUGAAAUUACCACUUGUGCCCACAACCUAUACGACGAAUUAUCGAAGCACGUCCACGGUAAGGAAGGCGCCCCCAUUACUAUACGAGCCACCGACUUUCCUGUUAACGAACGGGCUGCGCUGGCUGCGUUCAUGACGCUUCUGAAGAGGUCGGAGGUUUCAUUGAAGUGGAAGGAAGUGCCGGCCGAAGAAGAGCGUGGGAGGUAGAUGUUUGUAUCCGGUGUCCAGGUUAUGUUCUUCUAUGUCUGCUGCAGCAGCUUCUACUCUAUAUGUGCUGGUUUAAAAGAGCCCGCUCGUUUUCUAAUUUGUCGCCAUACAGUGCUUCCAAAGUCUUUCUUAUCCCAGAACCAUAGGCUCGCUUAUUACCGCCACUGCACAGGAUAAUCCCAAAGGGGCAUGUAGUCUCACGGGACCAAACUCUGGAACUUGCGUAACACCUGCUUGUUCUAUCCAUGAGGGGCAAUCAUCAAAAUCAAAAACCACGAUGCGGAUCUCACAGCCAGCCGGGGGGUUCAAGAGGCAGUGGGAGAAGAUCAGGCACGGGCUUAAGGCGUAG
Tuber aestivum (summer truffle) is the source of this 1225-nucleotide messenger RNA. Lineage: Eukaryota; Fungi; Ascomycota; Pezizomycetes; Pezizales; Tuberaceae. The record is from the annotation of a GenBank genome assembly.